UUGAUAGUUGAAGAGAGAGAAAGAGUAGUUAGUUAGUACUAGUAGUAUGAGUGUGUAGUGGUUUUGUCAUUGUAUGAAGUUAACCACGCAGGAUUCAGACACAAAAGGAGCAACUGCUCAGAACUAAAAAAAAAGAGAGAGAGUGUGUGUAUGACUUUGUUUGCAAUUGCAAAGUCAUUAAUGAAUUUUAUUUAUUAAUAAUAGUAAUAAAUCGAAGGAAGAAGAAAUUCAGAGUGUUGCAGAGAGAAAGAGAGAGGCAUGGCGGCGUUUGCAGUGCAGAGAUAGCUGUAAAAAGACUGUGAAACACACAAGUUAUUACACAGAGAAAAAAGCAAGUAAGAAAGAAAGGUUGAACCUAAGCUUAGGUGGGAGGAAGAGAAGAAGUGAAGGAGUGAAAUUGAAAGCGUAAUUAACGCUGCUGCUGCUGUCCGACACUGUUUAAGCCGUCUGUCUGUCUGUGUUUCCAUCCUUUCCUUCCUUAACCUCAAUUACUCUCUCUUUCCCCCCAACCACAACGGUUACAAGGAGACAUGUUUUCAAUUUCUCUGUGUUUUUUUGUGUGUUGAGACGCACGCACACACAAAUCCCAAUUCAUUCUUCAACUCAACUAUUUAUUUAAUUAAAUUACCUCUUCAUUUUCAUUAUUUCUCUAUGUUCUUAACAAACAAAACAAAAAAACCGAUUUAGGUUUUUGAUAUGGAAAUUGAGUCCAAAAUAUUAAAGUACUACUUAUUAGGGUUAAAAUUGUCAAAAAAAUGGCUGGUUUAUUCUCAUUAGGAGGCGGAGGAGGUGGAGGAAGAGGAGGAGAAUCAAACCAACAAGGUCAUCAGCAAGGUCAAAUUACUCCACAAGAAGCUCUACUUUGGUACAACAAAAACGACGACGUUUCAUCUUACAGAGGAAAUUUAGAAUUAUGGAACCAACAGCAGCAACACCAGCACCACCACCAGCAGCACCAGAACCAACAACAAGAAGAGGAUAUGCAUGGUGUUAACGUUGCAAGGCCGUUCUUUUCGCGAGAUCUCUAUGGAUUAGGAGUGGGACCCAGUAGGGUUUCAUCAGAUGAUCAUUCAUCACCAAGAUCAGCAGCUGCUGCUUUUAAUAUGACAGUAAGGUCAUCAGCUGGUGGUGGUGGUGGUGUUGUUGAAGGAAUAAGCUGUCAAGAUUGUGGUAACCAAGCUAAAAAAGAUUGUACUCACAUGAGAUGUAGAACUUGUUGUAAAAGCCGUGGUUUUCAUUGUCAAACUCAUGUUAAAAGUACUUGGGUACCAGCUUCAAGACGCCGUGAACGUCAACAACAAUUAACUUCAUCAUCUUCUUUACAACAACAACAACAGCAACAGAGAGAUAUUUCUAAACGACCUAGAGAUUCUCUUGUCCCUACUCGCAAUUUCCCUUCAGGGUUAGAGGAAGCAAAUUUUCCAGCUGUGGUUAGUUCUCCAGCAGAGUUUAGGUGUGUAAGGGUUAGCUCAAUUGAUGAGGCAGAUGAUAGGUAUGCAUAUCAAACGGCUGUAAACAUUGGAGGGCAUUUGUUCAAAGGAAUUCUCUAUGACUUUGGUCCAGAAACUAGUAGCAACAAUAACAACAAUAAUAAUUAUAAUAGUAGUAAUUACAUGAUUGGGGAGACUUCAGGUGGAAGCGGUGUUGGUGUCGCUCAGCCGUUGAACCUAAUCACCGACUCUGAUGUCACUGUUGCUGCCUCUUCAGGGGCACUUGUUGAUCCUUCUUCAUUGUAUUCGGCUGCUGCCCCGAUUAAUGCCUUCAUGACGGCUAGUGGUACGCAAUUCUUCCCUCGCCCGAGAUCUUGAAAACAAAAUUGAGAAGAAAGAGGAGUUAUUAUGGGGAUCAUGGAGUAUAUAUAUUAUCCCACAUAUAUACUUCUCUUUCACCAAAAUUUGUGUUUUCAAUCAUUUGAUCAUGACAUUGUUGUUGUGGCCUUGUAGUUGAGGUAAAUUUGACACACAUAUUGAAGUAGUAGAAGAGAUUAUAUUAAGGAUGGUUGAUUUUUGUGCAAUUAUCAAUGCUUAGAUCAAAAUAUAUUUAUUUUUCUCCUCCUUGAAAAACUAGCUUACCAAAGCUAAUGUUUCUUUCCAUGUGUACUAUAUAAUGGACUUCUAUAUGGUUCUAUUGUUUAAUCUAGUUUAAUUUAGUGUA
Molecule: messenger RNA, 2154 nt
Organism: Trifolium pratense (red clover)
Lineage: Eukaryota; Viridiplantae; Streptophyta; Magnoliopsida; Fabales; Fabaceae
Product: protein SHI RELATED SEQUENCE 1-like
Exons: 3
Coding region: 756-1808 (350 amino acids)
Biological process (GO): positive regulation of DNA-templated transcription
Cellular component (GO): nucleus
Molecular function (GO): DNA binding; DNA-binding transcription factor activity
Source: RefSeq, a predicted model, not a curated record